AUGCUUGUUACAAGCUUUCGUGUUGUUUUAUAUUUUCUUCCAGGAAUCUUUGUGAGUAUGGAUCAACCGAUGAAUAUACCCGUUUAUACUGACGAGGAGUUGCUCAGUAACUGUCCUCCAGUAGAGAUACCUCCGCCAGAGAUCCCUGUUCACUUAGCGGACAACAGCGGUUCACGUCUUUUGAUAUCCAAGAUUGUAUGUGAAAAUUUCAAGUCAUAUGGUGGAAAACGCAUUUUGGGACCUUUUCACAAGAACUUCACCUGCAUAAUUGGUCCUAACGGAAGCGGAAAAAGCAAUGUUAUCGACGCUCUGUUGUUUGUGUUUGGAUUUCGGGCCUCAAAAGUGCGGUCUAAAAAGCUCAGCAGUUUGAUUCAUAACAGCGACCGACUCCCGAGCGUUGACUUCUGCCAGGUCUCCGUCUACUUUCAACGCAUUAUCGACACAGGUCAGGGAGUAAGCGAUUACGAGGUGGUUGCUGGCAGCGAGUUUGUGGUUUCGCGCAAGGCAUUUAAGGAUAAUUCAAACGCCUACUACAUAAACGAAAGUCGUGCAGGUUUCCGUGAAGUCACUAGCCUUUUGCGUCAACACGGCAUCGAUCUGGAUCACAACCGUUUCCUCAUACUCCAGGGUGAGGUGGAGCAGAUCUCUUUGAUGAAGCCAAAAGCUGCUACGGAAUAUGAAACUGGUUUUCUUGAAUAUCUCGAGGACAUAAUCGGAUCGAGCCGUUUUAAGAAACCACUUGCCAUCCUCGCGGACAGAAUUGAACGUCUAAAAGACAUUCGGUUGGAGAAGCUGGCACGUGUCAAGGCCGUGGAGAAGGAGAAGAAUGAACUGGAAGUAGUUCGCGAUGAGGCCAUGGCGUACCUUCGUCUCAUGAACAAAGUCAUACGCGUGAAAAAUGUCAUCUUUCAACAGAAUCAGAAACGCGAACUAAAGCAGGAGGCUGAACUGAAGCACCAACUAACCAGUGUAGACACUGAACUUGAGGUUAGUUACUGUCUUUUCAGGAUGCCUUGCAGACGCGGGAGCGCACCGUUUGUAUUAUUAGUGUGUCUGUACCAACAGUAA
Dibothriocephalus latus is the source of this 1068-nucleotide messenger RNA. Lineage: Eukaryota; Metazoa; Platyhelminthes; Cestoda; Diphyllobothriidea; Diphyllobothriidae. The record is from the annotation of a GenBank genome assembly.